This is a messenger RNA of Poecilia reticulata (guppy), 1857 nucleotides long. It is a transcript of the gene cyba, whose product is annotated as cytochrome b-245, alpha polypeptide. Gene Ontology annotation, molecular function: heme binding. Lineage: Eukaryota; Metazoa; Chordata; Actinopteri; Cyprinodontiformes; Poeciliidae. The record is from RefSeq and is a predicted model, not a curated record.
UCUCUGUAUUUUUGGCGGGUUUUUUGUUUAAAUUGAAUUUUGAUACUUUAUUUGAUUUUCCAUUCCCAGGUGUUGAAAUACCUUUAAAUGUUAUGUUUUAUUGUCCACACGGUGAAGAGUUGUUUAUAUUUCAUGCAAAUAUAGCAGUUUGGAUAAUAUUCCUUUUUUUUUUUGAAAGUUAAAAUUUAAUUGAUGAAAAGUACAUUUAAGGGUUUCAAUAUUCAUUACUAGUUUUGUGAGAACUGAAGGUAAUAAUUGCGUUAAUAAAAAGUACAUUAAUGCAUAUUAUUUCCUUUUUCAAUAUGCAUAUCUGGUUUGUCCCAGUAGCUACUAAUAAUCCUCUCGUCCUUCAAUAAAGAUAAUGCAAGUCAUAAAAAAAAUCUUCCUUAUUGAAGAGAAUACCAGUAAAACAUUCUACUGGGGGGAAAAAAGUUACACAUUUAAAAAGUUUUUCCUUGUCCAGCGCUCAUUCUUCCCGUCAUUUGCCGUUGCCGUCCGGUAAGUUUGAAGCUGUUAACCCCUCCUCUCUGCUGUCGAGGCAACUUUUCGGAAAUGACRAGCGAAAUGGGGACAGGUUAACGCAAGCCCUGCCUACCAGCCCUUAAAUCUGUGUGCUUUUCAUCACGUAAAUACAGUCUCUUCCUUGUGGAGCUCGGUUCCGUCCCGCAGCGCUUCAGAGACUUUCAGCAGCUGUCCAGGUGGUCGCCAUGGGGAAGAUAGAGUGGGCGAUGUGGGCCAAUGAACAGGCUCUAGCUUCGGGGCUCAUUCUUCUUACUGGAGGAAUAGUAGGUGUGGCUGGCCAGUUCAGAGGCUGGGAGUUUGCUGCUUAUUCAGUUGCCGCUGGUGUGUUUGUGUGUCUGCUUGAAUAUCCAAGAAGCAAGAGGGCCAAAGGAACAAGUGUGGAAAGAACGGGCCAGUAUUGUUUCACAGUGUGCGUAAAAGCCUUCGGACCGCUGACGAGGAACUACUACGUCAGAGCAUUUUUACAUGCAGCUAUCUGUGUUCCCGGGGGUUUUAUGCUAGCAACUGUCCUUGGAUGUGUCUGCCUCGGCAUUGCCAGCCUCAUCUAUCUGGCAGCAGCUAUUCGAGGUGAGCACUGGGAGCCCAUUCUUCCACGGAAAGAAAUGCGAAAGCCUGUUGCAGAGAGCAUCAAGAAUCCUCCACAGAACCCACCACCAAGACCUCCUCCAGAGAUGCGCAGGAAACAAGCAAAGGACCUUGAAUCAGCUGCCUACGAUAACCCCGUCUCUGUUACUGCAGAUGAGUAACAGGUCCAGAGCUUUGCCCUUUUUAUUCACCCUCCUUUGUCAAAAAAAAUGACACAGUCAUUGUUUAAGCUCCCUGGAUUAAGUGACUGUAGAUGAGCGGGCAGAGCCUUCCCUACGUCACGGAUUACUGGAACUAUAGUUCAGAGAAAAAUAAAUGACGAAAUCGAGUUGUUUUUUUGUUGGUUUUUCUACUUUUGAUGAACAAAAAAUGCUGCAGACAAAUUUAAUUCUGCAGCUGCUAGACUGCAACCAAGGGCAACUACUGUCACUUUAGAGUACUGUAUGUUAAAUGUUAGUGCUAACCGGUCCGUUGAAGCAAAGGUCACAGCCUAAUGCUGCUUUAUGUUUGAGUUAUUUAAGUUCUUCUAAGCAUGCAUACGCCUUAUGGAAGAGUUGUGUACCUUAACUGUAAUUUCUAUGUGUAUGUGUUUAAAAGCUUUGGGUUACAGUUGUUUACAGUUUUAUGGUAUUAUUUAUACCUUUAGAUAAAAUUAGCUGUUUCCAGCUGAUAUUAGCCUUUUUAUUAUUUGUUUUUUGUUGUUAGUCAUGGUUUUAUUGUCUUGUAAAUAAAUCUUUUGCUUCCUUUGAA